Prunus avium (sweet cherry) is the source of this 1538-nucleotide messenger RNA. RefSeq names its product NAD(P)-binding Rossmann-fold superfamily protein. Lineage: Eukaryota; Viridiplantae; Streptophyta; Magnoliopsida; Rosales; Rosaceae. Gene Ontology annotation, cellular component: chloroplast. The record is from RefSeq and is a predicted model, not a curated record. Gene Ontology annotation, molecular function: oxidoreductase activity.
CAUGGUUGUUUUCGGUAAAGUUUGUAACUUUUAUCUUCUGCUAAGAAAGUAAAUAAAACCCAUUUGAUCAUUUGAUCAUUAUUUCUCUAAACACAACUUAAAUUAUGGAUAAUGGGCUAUGGCCCUGUCAUGACUCAUAUCCAGUGGCAAAGAGAUAAGGCAUUAGGUAGAACUGUAGAAGAGAAAACCAACCAACCAACUAAGUCGGUGCAUUAACGGCCACCAGCGAAGAACGAAGCCUUCUCUCUCUGUCAGUCUCGCUGAGCUGGUUGCAAAAUUGCAAUUGUGACUGAGUGGGUGUAUGGAAACUGGUCCGUAAAACUAAGUUUUGGUCUCAUCAGAAAUGGCAACGGUGGCAGUGGCACCACGUGUCCCCUUGGCGAUCUCAAAUAAUAAUUGUAGAUUUAGCAACAGUCGCAGCGUCCGUCAAUGUCAUAAAUGUAGUUGGGUGGCACAUCCAGAAAGUUCGAGCCUUUCUUUUCAUUAUUCGACUUCAUUUUCUGCUUCAUCCUUGUUUGUCGAGAGAAGGGUGAGAAAGGGUUUUAGGAGUGUAGGAGUGGUCACAAAGGCGAUGGCGGAUUUGGGUCCAAGCACAGUCCUUGUCACUGGAGCUGGUGGUAGAACUGGUAAAAUAGUUUAUCAGAAGUUAAAGGAGGCAGACCAGUAUGUUGCUAGGGGUCUGGUUAGGACAGAAGAGAGCAAAGAGAGCAUUGGUGGAGCAGAUGAUAUUUUUACUGGAGAUAUAAGGGAUGCCAACAGCAUUCUACCUGCAAUUCAAGGCAUUGAUGCUCUCGUUAUCCUUACAAGUGCUGUGCCAAAGAUGAAACCUGGAUUUGAUCCAACCAAAGGUGGGAGGCCUGAAUUCUAUUUUGAAGAUGGGUCAUAUCCUGAACAGGUUGAUUGGAUUGGACAGAAAAACCAAAUAGAUGCUGCUAAGGCUGCGGGAGUGAAGCAAAUUGUGUUAGUUGGUUCUAUGGGUGGAACAGAUAUUAAUAAUCCCCUCAAUAGCUUGGGUAAUGGGAAUAUAUUGGUUUGGAAGAGGAAGGCUGAGCAGUAUUUGGCUGACUCUGGUGUUCCAUACACAAUCAUAAGGGCUGGAGGCCUGCAAGAUAAAGAAGGCGGUAUCCGUGAACUACUGAUUGGAAAGGAUGAUGAGCUUCUGAAGACAGAAACAAGAACCAUUGCCAGAGCUGAUGUUGCAGAAGUCUGCAUUCAGGCACUACAGUUUGAGGAGGCCAAGUUUAAAGCAUUUGAUUUGGCCUCAAAGCCCGAGGGAACUGGGACACCAACCAAGGAUUUCAAGGCGCUAUUUUCGCAGAUCACUACUCGGUUCUGAUUUUCUCAGAUACCUUGUUGGUCUGGGAAUAAUAUUAUAUCCUAUCAAGUUUUAUUUUAGAACAUCUACUUUCAGUUUUGGAUUGUAAUGCCAAAGAGAAGAUUUCCCUUUAUGGGUGUAUUUUUUUUCCUGGGAAAGAAUGGCAGAAAAUAAACUAGCAUAUUAAGAUGUUUAUCAGUGAAACAAUGUUAAAGAGUAUGCA